AUGAAUGGAGAGAUUCCCGAGCCAGAAAACAUAAGCCUGACCUCUAGGGAAUUCCUAGACGAACUUAGAGGCAGGUAUAAAAAGGAAGUCGCAAGAGAACACAACCGAACCAUCUUCGGUGAAAAUCCUCAGAAAUACAGAAAAAUGGGACUUAACGAGUAUCUAGAAAAAGACAAUGAAACCCAAGAAGAAAUUGUUAUUCCCAAAAUGAAUGGAAAUGAACUGGCCAGCCUAGCCCAGGAGGCAAAUGUCUCUAUAAAAGUAGAUAAACUUAACAGGGACCCGGGGAUAAUAGUGCUUUUGGUCGAGGGAACACUUACCGCCAUAAAAUCCUUUAAGAUAAGGAUGGAGCAAAUCCACAAUAAGCUUCCUGGAGACAUCUAUGUUGAUGGAGAAGCUAAAGUUUUGGACAUUCCUUCUGGCCGAGAAGACUUGGUAAUAGGGAAAAAUGGAGUGAAUGUAUACAAGCUUCAGAAAGAUUUUAAAGUUAUUGCAAGAGUGAUUGAUGGAGCGAACAGUGGGCUGAAGGCUCUUUUAAUCUCGGGAAAUGAUAAGGAUCGGGUGCAAGAAGCAUGUAACUAUGUCAUAGAUUUGAUUUACAGAGAUUUCAAUUGA
This is a messenger RNA of Encephalitozoon intestinalis ATCC 50506, 615 nucleotides long. RefSeq lists its product as uncharacterized. Gene Ontology annotation, molecular function: RNA binding. The coding region runs from base 1 to 615 and encodes 204 amino acids. NCBI's taxonomy places the organism in Eukaryota, Fungi, Microsporidia, Unikaryonidae. The record is from RefSeq and is a predicted model, not a curated record. The transcript has a single exon.